GAAUGAGUUAUGAGCCAUCAACUUCCGGCCUUUACAAAGGACGUAGUAGCUCUUUAAGACGGAGAAGUCAAGAUCCAAGCUACUUGUCUAUUCCGAAUGCAAUUGCAACGCUUCCUUCGGUGCAUAGAUUAUCCGUGGAAAGGUUGCAAUAUGGCACCGAAUCUGGAUGCUUAGAUUUUAAGAAGAGAGUAAAGGAAAUAGCAAUAAAAGCCUGGGAGGAAGAAGAAAAAUUGAAAAGAUCCACAAAUCUCACAAAUAUUCAACCAAACGAAUUCCUUAAUUGCAGAUACCUGCGUUUGUCGAAGAAUAAUAUAGCAACUUUGUUGCAACAGUGCAAAGAUUCAGGAUCUCAGAUUGAUAUCCACCCACAUAUGAAAGACACCGAUAUUGAUAUCAAUGCUCUUAUAUUUCCUGAAAAACAAAAUACCGUGUCUUUCACAGACACGUCUCGUCCCUGAUCCUUAUUUACAGUAACUCAGUAGUAACUGUGAAAAUUCUG
Molecule: messenger RNA, 499 nt
Organism: Spea bombifrons (plains spadefoot toad)
Lineage: Eukaryota; Metazoa; Chordata; Amphibia; Anura; Pelobatidae
Gene: C10H16orf78
Product: chromosome 10 C16orf78 homolog
Exons: 2
Coding region: 3-458 (151 amino acids)
Source: RefSeq, a predicted model, not a curated record